Messenger RNA from Symbiodinium sp. CCMP2592, 2592 nucleotides. NCBI's taxonomy places the organism in Eukaryota, Dinophyceae, Suessiales, Symbiodiniaceae. The record is from the annotation of a GenBank genome assembly.
AUGUUCAAGAAAUCCUCCACAGUGGCCUUCAAGGGCGAAGUGAGGAUUCGUGGCAAGGAGACGCGAGCCCUCUGCAAGGCAUUGGCGGCUUCUGCUGGGGAGGCCGUGGCUGAGGCUAUCCUGCCGAACAAGGUGGACAUUGUAGUCAGGAAGGCAGGUGGAGGAAGCUCGCUCCAGUUCAUUUUCGCAGGCGACGAGUGUGUUCUUGUGCAGCUUGACGGCAAAGCCGAUCUUGGACAGGGAGAGCUUAUGCCAACCCUCGUGUCGCUGUGGAAGGUUCCCUCCGCUGAGUCGUGGCUUCCUUGUGCAAUCAUCCAGAGGCCAGUCGCCAAGUUCGUUUUCGGAGGGGCCAAUGUGAUGGCUCCUGGCAUUCUGCGCAUAGUGCCUCCUGAAGGAAGUGAGGUGCUGCCCAGAGAGGGCAGCCUCGUUGCUGUGCGUGCGGAAGGAAAUCCUGCUGCUUGCGCGGUGGGUCGACUGCGACUACCAGCUGCAGCAGUGGGUGUUGGAACGAAGGGCGAAGCCGUCGAAGUCCUGCAUUACUUCGGCGAUGCUUUGUGGGAGGCAAUGGGAAGCCCACGGCCUGAUGGCUUCGUAGGUGCCGAGAUCCAGCCUACUGAGGUGACGGAGGUGGAGGUUUCGGCCUCGGCAGAAGCGCAAGGAUAUCCUCCCACAACGGACGCGGACGGCAAGGCCAAGGACUCCGAAGAGUCAGAGGCCAAAGCUGGACCUGACAUGGACAAGUCACUCGAAGAGACCUUGCUGCAGGCCAUCAAGACUCGCAUCAAGGAUCGGGACUUGCCCAUGGCCGGCAACGUUGCCUACACGCAGCACAUGCGACCCUGCAGGAGGGCCGGAUCCAACAUCGACGUCAAGGUUAGUUCCUUCAAGAAGCUCGGUGCAUUUCUUGCGCACGCCGAGGAGCUGGGAUGGAUUGCCAUGAAGAAGUCAUCAGAUCCGGUGGUGACCAGGAUUUUCCGCGACCAUCCCGACAUCCGGGAAUUCAAGCCGUGGCCAAAGCAUGUCACGGCAGAGGCUGACGAAGCACCAGCAGAAGCUGCAGGAAAAGAUGCGAAUUGCCCGUCUGCAGCCAUCCAGAUUGAGCUGGUGUGGAAGAUCGUCAAGCUCAAGCCCAUACUGGAGGUGCUGAAGACAGAGAUGCCCUCCGAUGAGUGCUGGACACGGGAGGAGUGUUCACAAGCGGUGAAGUUGUAUGCAGACGCUCGUGAGUUGUGGUUGAAAAACAAUCGCAAGCGCAUCGGCCCGGACCCAUUGCUGCUCUCUGCUCUGCAGACGCCAUCAGAGGAGUCGGCUGCCAGCAUGUCUCCCGAUGCCGUCACCGACAGUAUCCUGAGGGGCUUCGACACAAGCUUCGACUUCCAUGCCGCAGGUGCGAACAGAUACACGCCGUGGCCACAAUGUGACCUUGAUCCAGGGACUCGAGGCACAGAGCUUGCAGUUGCAAAGACGUGUGCUUCCUUCCAAGAAACGGAGUUGAUGAAGCUAGCCUUUUUCGGCUUACUCAUGCACAUGCGGUUCAUUUCCAAACUCUUGCGCUGUGCCCAUGGAUGUGCCGACCCCCCGCUACACCUGCCACUCAACAUACAUCAGAGAAGCGUUGGUGCCAUGGAUGUGCAAGAUGAAGCGCCUCCACAGCGGCAGCGCUCCAACAUGGCUGACCUGCGCGAGUCGCUGGCCGCUGUCGGGUGCCGCGACGAGGGAAUCAGAGGAACCUUUGCGGACAAGCUGAAGCUGAAGGCUGCGACAGACGCAGAGAUACUUCGGGACAUUUCUUCCGCUCUGUCCAGUCCUGGCCCAGAGGCCGUCCAUGCUGCAGCACUCGUCCGCUCUAUUUCGAUCACUCCGCAAGCAGCAAUCAACGUCUGCAAAUUUGUGCUACCAGCACUGUGCAGUGCUCUGCAUCGCCAGAAGGAGACGUGGCUGCUGGCCUGGGCUCUUGCAUCCAUGAUCCGCCUGGCCCAGCACCAGGAGACGCAUCACCUUCUGAAGCGAGGGGGAGCGGUCCAGACACUGGCGCUGUUUACACGGCCCUCGUACCGAUCGAGACCCGGGCAGGUGCGCCUGGACCUGAUGGCUUCCAUAGGCCUGGGAUUUCUCAGCUCUGCCGGCAAAGACACCGCUGCCUCUGUCCCUUUGAGAGUGGUUCCUGAGCUGGUGCGGUUGCUCGCUGCUCGUUUUCAAAACGAUGUUGAUCAGGUUGUGGACGGAAGGAUUUUCUGCGGCAUGCCUGUCGACUACAGGCCUCGCUUCGUCGCUCAGGCCUUGGUUGGCCUCUGCGAGGCCUCCGGCGCCCAUGUGGCCGUGGCCUGGCAAACCGUCUUGCCAUCACUUCUCAGAGACAUCUUGACUGGCGAGCUGCCCAAUGACACGGAAGUGAACCAGCCGUACGGCAGCCCGGACGUUGUGGAAAUGGCGAACAGGUGUCGGACGGCACUUCUGGCUCACGCGAAGCAAGGUGGGAUAGCAUCGGCCGAGGCCGUGGCAGCCUUGCGCUCCGCUCCAGCAGCUCCGAAAGGUACCUGGGAGAAGCGGUCGCAGGGGCAGCCCAGUACCGGACCAAAGAGUCGUCUCUGA